Messenger RNA from Populus nigra (black poplar), 1466 nucleotides. RefSeq names its product lipid droplet phospholipase 1-like. The transcript has 11 exons. Lineage: Eukaryota; Viridiplantae; Streptophyta; Magnoliopsida; Malpighiales; Salicaceae. The record is from RefSeq and is a predicted model, not a curated record. Bases 191 to 1258 code for a protein of 355 amino acids.
CUUUAAUUUUCUCUAUAACUACCCUUUUCAGUUUCCUCUAUCCGGGGACUCUCUCGCUGCCAUUUUUUUCGAGAGAAUCAACACAAUAACCAAAAACAAAUUCUCUGCUGUCAUUAUUUAAAUGCAUUUUUGAGUGAAGAACCGUAAAGAAAGCGAGAGAGAUAAAAAUCAAGAAUUGGAUCAAUAAAUCAUGGAGAACAGAGUUUGUUCAACAGAAUCAGUAAAUGGAAGCUGUGAUGUCUGGAGUUGUAAAAAAUCCGCUGCUGCUUCUGCUGAUCAUCUUGUCAUUAUGGUCCACGGUAUCCUUGGAAGUAACGCAGAUUGGAAGUUUGGAGCAGAGCAGUUUGCUAGAACUUUACCUGAUAAAGUAUUUGUUCAUUGUAGUGAAAAAAAUAUGUUUAGGCUGACACUUGAUGGUGUUGAUGUGAUGGGUGAGCGGUUGGCUGAGGAGGUACUUGAGGUGAUUCAAAGAAAGCAGAAUUUGCGGAAGAUUUCAUUUGUUGCACAUUCUGUGGGAGGAUUAGUGGCCAGAUAUGCAAUUGGAAGAUUAUAUAGACCACCCAAGAAAGAAAAUGUAGCAGAUUCAACUGAUGGUACAAAUGAAGACGACAUAAAGGCUACAAUAGGUGGCUUGGCGCCUAUGAACUUUAUCACGGUUGCUACACCUCACCUUGGUUCAAGAGGAAAUAAGCAGGUUCCAUUUCUUUUUGGUGUAACCGCCUUUGAGAAAGCAGCUCGCCUCUUGAUUCAUUGGAUAUUUAAGAGAACAGGUCGACACCUUUUUCUUACCGAUGAUGAUGAGGGCAAUGCUCCAUUGCUUAAACGCAUGAUAGAAGAUUAUGGUGAUUGUUUUUUCAUGUCGGCAUUGUGUAUAUUCAAACGCCGGGUGGCAUAUUCAAAUGUGGGCUAUGACCAUAUUGUGGGCUGGAGAACAUCGUCCAUCAGGCGUAAUUCUGAAUUGCCAAAGUGGGAAGAUAAUAUGAACAUGGAAUAUCCGCAUAUUGUAUACGAAGAACGCUGCAAGGCCCGUGAUGCCGAGCAGUCUGAACUUAUUUCGACAGAAGAUGAUGGUUUGGACAAGCUAGAAGAGGAACUAGUGGCUGGUUUAUCCCGUGUGUCAUGGGAUAAAGUGGACGUUAGCUUCCAUGCCAGCCGACAGAGGUUUGCUGCUCAUAGUGUAAUUCAGGUUAAAGAUGAAAUGAUGCAUAUGGAAGGUGCAGAUGUGAUACGACAUAUGAUUGAUCAUUUUCUUCUGUAAAAGCCAAUGACUCCUAGACAUAACAACAUUACAGCUGUCCUACAUGGUUGAAGGUUGUCAACUAUCGUGGUGAUGGUGAAUUCAGCUAAAACUACGAAGACUAAACGACCAAUUUAAUAGAAAUUUUGGUUUAUUCAUUUAUGUAUUGUGCAAACAUUUCUAUGAUCAUCAAUAAAUGAAAAACAAAAUGCUACAUAUUUAGCCCUUA